Molecule: messenger RNA, 1968 nt
Organism: Eimeria tenella
Lineage: Eukaryota; Apicomplexa; Conoidasida; Eucoccidiorida; Eimeriidae
Exons: 1
Source: RefSeq, a predicted model, not a curated record
AUGAGGUGGCGAGCCCGCGCUGGCAGCAAAACUUCAGCCUUUUCUUUGAGCAGCGCCUGCAGCAGCCUGCAGCCGUCAGGUUCUGCUGCAGCAGCUGCUGCACAGGACGGCGACGGCCAAACUGAUUCAGCUGCAGAAGAUUCCGUAGCUGCUUCGGAGGCUGCAGCAGCGCCAAGCGGUGCUGCUGCAUCAGCAAGCAGUGCUGCAGCAGCAGCAAGUGGUGCUGCUGCGUCAGCAAGUGGUGCUGCUGCGUCAGCAAGCGAUGCUGCUGCAUCAGCAAGUGGUGCUGCAGCAGCAGCAAGCAGUGCUGCUGCAGCAGCAAGCGGUGCUGCGGCACCAGCAAGCGAUGCUGCUGAAGCAGCAUCAGCAGCAGCAGAGAAUCUGGAGGCUGAAAAAGCGGCAGAAGCAGCAAACGCGGCAGCAGCAGCAGCAACAGCAGCAACAGCAGCAGAGCAGACAGCAGCAGAGGCUACGCCGCUUCAAGCCCUAGAUCGGAAAGCAGAGGGAAGCAAACCCUUGUCUUUGGACCCAGAAGCAGCAGCUGCUGCUGCUGUUGCUGCAGUUGCUGCAGGAGCUGCAGCAGACGCUCAUGACGCGCAGCAGCAGCAGCAGCGACAGAACAGCUUCGAGCAGCCGCUGCUGCGACGGUGGGCCUGCAGCAUUCGCUUCUCUAUCCCUUUGCAGCAGCAGCAGCAGCAGGCAGCAGCAGCAACUGACAGAUUCUGCCUUGAUGUCCUGCUGCAACCGCUGCACCUCCGACUCAGCAGCAAACAGCUGCAGGCGCUGCGGUCCAUUCUCUUCCAGAAGCCCCCGCCGCUGCCUCCAGAGCAGCAGCAGCAACAGCAGCAACAGGACGAGCACCAAGGGGAACAGCAACAGGAACAGCAGCAGCAGCAGCAGCAAAGCGACAAACUUUCUGGUGUCCUUGAGAGUCCGGCUGUACUUGCAGAGGAAGGAUCUUACGAACAGCAGCAGCAGCAAGAGCAGCAGCAAGAGCAGCAGCAAGAGCAACAGCAAGAGCAGCAGCAAGAACAGCAGCAAGGGCAGCGGCAACUGCAGGAUAAGAAUUCCAACAUCGAUGCCCAAGAAUUUCCAAGUAAGCCUUCGUUACUGCAGGAAGAGCAGCAGCAGUCAGAUCAACAGCAGCAGCAGCAGCAGGGGCACCUGGAACAAGAGCAGCAGCCACAGCAGCAGCAACAACAGCAGCAGAAGCAGCACCAGGCUCGACUUGCCUUGCAGAGCGAGGCCUGGCGGCGGCUGCCCCAAGUGACUGCAGCAGCACCACCGCGCAGCAACGGUAACAGCAGCAGCAGCAGCAGCAGCAACAGCGGCAGAGCCGGGCGUUGGCUGAAGUGGGCGGUGGAUGCACUACUUGGAGACUCUUCUGAAGAAGACACAGAAGAUGAACAGCAGCAGCAGCAGCAACAGCAGCAGCGACAGAGCCAGCAAGAAGGCGAGCAUAGAGAAGGGGCAAAGUCAGCAACGAGGACUGGAUCAUCACUAUCCCUAUCAGCUGCAGCAGCAGCAGCAGGAGAGACCAAAGCUAAUGGCACAGAUAGCUGGCAGCAGCAGCGGCAGCAGCAGCAGCAGCAGAAGCAUGCAGCAUCCCCCGAAGGGACCUGCAGCCAAAAUGAAGCCAGCAGCAGCAAGGCGCGCAGCCGCUCUCGGAGCUCCGUCAGCAGCAGCAGCAGUAGCAGCAGUGUCCGCAGCAGCAGGCCCAGCAGCCGCAGCAGCAGGCGCAGCAGCAUCAUGAGCAGGAGGACAAGCAGACACAGCCGCAACAGCAGCAAAAACAGCAGCUACAGCGGCAGCAGCAGCAGGACGAGCAGCCGCAGCAGCAGCAGCACCAGCAGGCAGGUUUCCGGCGAUGCGGAGCUCGAGGAGGAGGCUCUGCUGCAAGAUUUGCUGCAGCAGCAGCAGCAGCAGCAGCCGCUGCUGCGAGGCGCGCUUGCCUACGCUAUGGUGUCU